AAACAGACACAUGCCUGUUACCAAUAGGUCAAACUUUUGUCGGUUGCCUAAACAGCCGGUAAUCAAACCGUACACGUGGUUACAUAAAACUUUAUCAACAGAAGAAUCCUCACUGUGCAUCUCUCCUGUUCACAAACCUUUGAAAAGAAAAAAAAAGAAAACAGUUUAAGAACAGACCCAUAAAACGCCCCACUAUCUACGCUUGUAUAUCUCACCGCCACCGCUUCUGUACACAGAAUUCGAAAGAGAACGCUGCCGUUUCAUCAAUUAAAUUCUCAUGCUUACCAUUUCUAGACCAUCCUCCCCUGAACCGUACAUCAGAAAACCUAAAACCCCACCGGACGACGUAGUUUUCCCUCGUAAAAACUCCUUCACCUCACUUAGUUCUCUCCUUUCUUAUUCUUAUUUCAAUCAAUCACGCGCAUGGCUUCUCCUCUCUAUCCUCUCCGUUCAGAUCAUCCUCCUCCUUGCCCUCCGUACAAUCCCGUUUUCAUUCCCUCACCGCCGCCACCAUUUCCCUUCUCCGUACACGAUUCAUCGCAAUAAUUACAAUCAUGCCAUCACCAAUAAAACGGAUACUGCUGACUCCGAUGAUUGCCGAUUAGGAAGAGUCUUUGUUUAUGAAUUACCUAGUGAGUUCAAUACUGAGUUGAUUCGAAACUGUGACGAGUUAAACCCUUGGAGUUCUCGAUGCGACGCCUUAACAAACGACGGUUUUGGUCAAGAAGCUACCGGACUUUCCGGUAUUAUCCCGGAAAAUUUGCUUCCGGCUUGGUACUGGACGGACCAAUUCGUAUCGGAGAUUAUUUUCCAUAAUCGGAUUUUGAAGCACACGUGUCGAACGAUGGAGCCAAACAACGCGACGGCGUUUUAUAUUCCGUUUUAUGCAGGGCUUGCUGUUGGAAAAUAUUUAUGGUUUAAUUACAGUUCUAAAGACCGUGAUCGUCACUGCCAGAUGAUGUUAAAUUGGGUGCACGAUCAACCCUACUUCAAGAAAUCAAACGGCUGGGAUCAUUUUCUUACAAUGGGACGCAUCUCAUGGGAUUUUCGUCGGUCGAAAGAAGAAGACUGGGGUUCCAGCUGUCUUUACCAGCCAGGUAUGAGAAAUAUCACUCGUCUAUUAAUUGAACGGAAUCCAUGGGAUUAUUUCGACGUCGGUGUACCUUACCCCACUGGAUUCCACCCUAGAUCAGAUAACGAUAUUCUCCAGUGGCAGGAAUUUGUCCGUACACGUAACCGUAACAAACUAUUCUGUUUUGCCGGUGCAAAACGCGGUUCUAUUAAAAACGAUUUUAGAGGGCUGUUACUGAGUCAUUGCCAUAACGAGUCGGACGCGUGUCAAGUCGUUGACUGCGCCGGUAGCCGUUGCGCGAAUGGCACGUCGGCGAUUCUCGAAACGUUUCUAGACUCCGAUUUCUGUUUACAGCCGAGAGGCGAUAGUUUUACUCGACGGUCUAUUUUUGAUUGUAUGUUAGCCGGUUCGAUUCCGGUUUUAUUCUGGAGACGGUCGGCUUAUCAGCAGUAUGAGUGGUUUUUACCGGAGAAACCCGAGAGUUACUCAGUUUUUAUACAUAGAGACGAGGUUAAAAACGGAACUUCAGUGAGGAAAGUGCUGGAGAGUUAUAGUAAGGAGGAAGUGAGGGAAAUGAGAGAAAAAGUAAUUGAAUUUAUACCGAAAUUUGUGUAUGCAAGGGCGCAUGACGGUUUAGAGAGUAUUAAAGAUGCGUUUGAUAUUGCAAUUGAUGGAGUUUUACGGAGAUUUAAGGAGCAAGAAGACUGGGAUUACAAGUGGUAAAUUAGUAAAUUUUAUUUAUUCUUUUCAAAGCAAUUGAGAGGCAGAAACUACAGUUAUAAAUCAUGGUUUUUGAGAGGCCAUGAACAAAUAUUUGUGUGUAUAUUAUUACAGUUUAUUCAUCUUCAGGAGGAAUUAUAGGGUAUUAGCUAUAGUCUAUAGAGUUAUUUAUCAUGAGUGAAGUUGAUAUACUUUCACUAGAUAGAUAAAGCAGGACCACUGAACCACCCAAUUGGUGGUGGUCCUUGGCCUUUUGGUUGGAUGGAUGGAUGCAACUUUAAUGAGACUUGGCUGGCUAGUUGGUGUAUUUUUCUUUAUUUGGGAAAAUGGGUGGGCCAUUAUGAUAUGGCUUUGUUUGGAUUAUGCCAUUACAGGGUCCCUAGUUUCAUAGAUAUAAAUGAGAAGAUGGUGUAAUGUAAUUAAAUAAUUCAUAUUUGCCUAUUAAAACUUCAAUUUGAUGUUGUA
Molecule: messenger RNA, 2257 nt
Organism: Mercurialis annua (annual mercury)
Lineage: Eukaryota; Viridiplantae; Streptophyta; Magnoliopsida; Malpighiales; Euphorbiaceae
Product: xyloglucan galactosyltransferase XLT2
Exons: 1
Coding region: 278-1795 (505 amino acids)
Biological process (GO): xyloglucan biosynthetic process
Molecular function (GO): galactosyltransferase activity
Source: RefSeq, a predicted model, not a curated record